UUUCAGAACUGUCAAACAGAUUUGCAUGACAUGCGCACUGCCGCCCGUUCAUUGCGCUGUGAAUGCUUUAUUGAUUUUAGUGGCAGCGAAAAACACGCCUGCAGAUUUUCACUGCAGUGAGAAUAAAAGUACUCGACCUCUAAUCAAUAAAUAGUUUUAUAAACGAAGAAAUAUUGUAAAAUUUCAACGAAAGUUAACAAGCUGCGCUUAAGAUUGUGUAAAAAUGUGUAAAAUGUUGAAUUUUGUAAAUUUUAUAAUAUGUAUUGCUACAUUCAGUCAAACCAUGGAUCCUUGUUUGACCAUUAAACGUGGACCGCAUCAUCCACGUAGUGAGCCAUCAAGAACACGUAAAGUAGAUCAGCAUUUGACGCACGAAGAGCACCACAUUGAUGAUGACCUAAAGGAUAUGGGCAUAAAUGUGAAUUUGGAAGAUAUGUCUGAGGAGGAAAAGAAUUUUUACUAUUUCAAGAUUCAUGACAGCGACAAUAACAACGCUCUGGAUGGGCUUGAGAUGCUCCAAGCGGCUAUACAUCAGGAUGAACACUUUAAAAAAGUGGAUCGGGACAAUUUCCUCCACAAUGCCACCGAGGAAUUGAAUCAUAUCAUUGAGGUUAUUGAUGAGUUCCUGCAAAUUGCGGAUGCUAAUAAGGAUGGCUUUCUGCAUUAUCCAGAGUAUGUGAAGGCGGUCACUGGUGUGCCCGAGGAUCAAUAGAAGUAAACUUGUGUGAGCAAAAAAAAAAAUGCAAAUAGUUAUAGUAAAUAAGAAAAAAUAUAAAUCAAAAACGCCACGAGAGAUAAAUAUCAGUUAGUGCUAGGAAAAUUAGUUCAACGUUAUAAAUAAAAAAGUAAAUUAUUUAAUGUUAUGCCAAAAGAAGAAAGAUAACAGAAACAUAAUAUAGAUAUACAUACAUACAAACAUAUAUAUGUACGUGUAAAGAAUUAUACACAGUUUUUCCAAACACUUUUUGCAGAAAUAUUGCAUGUAUUAUCAAGGAGUUUUUUAAAUACAUUCGCAUAUGCAUACAUACAUACAUACCUGUGUAUGCGUGUACAAUAUAUAGUUAUGAUAUUACCUUUUUUGUAAUAACGAAGCAAAGCAACUUAUUAAGACUGUAAAUAACUACCACGCGAUAAUUUUUUUGAACAAU
Messenger RNA from Rhagoletis pomonella (apple maggot), 1148 nucleotides. Its product is annotated as multiple coagulation factor deficiency protein 2 homolog. Lineage: Eukaryota; Metazoa; Arthropoda; Insecta; Diptera; Tephritidae. Gene Ontology annotation, molecular function: calcium ion binding. Bases 224 to 712 code for a protein of 162 amino acids. The transcript has 4 exons. The record is from RefSeq and is a predicted model, not a curated record.